AUGGUAGCUCCACUGUCCGGCACAAAUGACCGGCAUGAUGGCACAACUGACCGGCAUGAUGGCACAACUGACCGGCAUGAUGGCACAACUGACCGGCAUGACGGUACAACUGACCGGCAUGACGGUACAACUGACCGGCAUGACGGUACAACUGACCGGCAUGAUGGCACAACUGACCGGCAUGAUGGCACAACUGACCGGCAUGAUGGCACAACUGACCGGCAUGAUGGCACAACUGACCGGCAUGAUGGCACAACUGACCGGCAUGAUGGCACAACUGACCGGCAUGAUGGCACAACUGACCGGCAUGACGGUACAACUGACCGGCAUGAUGGCACCAUAACCCGGCACAACUGA
Molecule: messenger RNA, 357 nt
Organism: Physella acuta
Lineage: Eukaryota; Metazoa; Mollusca; Gastropoda; Physidae
Product: protein PIF-like
Source: RefSeq, a predicted model, not a curated record